AUGCCCGGGCACCUACAGGAAGGGUUCGGUUGCGUGGUCACCAACCGAUUCGACCAGCUAUUUGACGACGAAUCGGACCCUUUCGAGGUACUGAAGGCAGCAGAGAACAAGAAAAAAGAAACCGGCGGGGGCGGCGUUGGGGGCCCUGGAGCCAAGAGCGCAGCUCAGGCCGCGGCCCAGACCAACUCCAACGCGGCGGGCAAACAGUUGCGUAAAGAGUCCCAGAAAGAUCGCAAGAACCCGCUGCCCCCCAGCGUCGGCGUGGCCGACCAAAAGGAGGAGACGCAGCCGCCGGUGGCGCUGAAGAAAGAAGGAAUAAGGCGAGUUGGAAGAAGACCUGAUCAACAACUUCAGGGUGAAGGAAAAAUACUUGAUAAUAGGAGACCAGAAAGGCGACCACCUCGGGAAAGAAGAUUUGAAAAGCCACUUGAAGAAAAGGGUGAAGGCGGUGAAUUUUCAGUUGAUAGACCGAUUAUUGAACGGCCUAUCCGAGGCCGAGGUGGUCUUGGAAGGGGUCGAGGAGGCCGUGGACGUGGGAUGGGCAGAGGCGAUGGAUUUGAUUCUCGUGGCAAACGUGAAUUUGAUAGGCAUAGUGGAAGUGAUAGAUCUUCUUUUUCACAUUACAGUGGUCUGAAGCAUGAGGACAAACGUGGAGGUAGCGGAUCUCGCAACUGGGGAACUGUCAAAGAUGAAUUAACUGAUUUGGAUCAAUCAAAUGUGACUGAGGAAACACCUGAAGGUGAAUAGCACCCAGUGGCAGACACUGAAAAUAAGGAGAAUGAAGUUGAAGAGGUUAAGGAAGAGGGUCCAAAAGAGAUGACUUUGGAUGAGUGGAAAGCUAUUCAAAAUAAAGACCGAGCAAAAGUAGAGUUUAAUAUCCGAAAACCAAAUGAAGGUGCCGAUGGACAAUGGAAAAAGGGAUUUGUUCUGCAUAAAUCAAAAAGUGAAGAGGCUCAUGCUGAAGAUUCGGUUAUGGACCAUCAUUUCCGGAAGCCAGCAAAUGAUAUAACGUCUCAACUAGAGAUCAAUUUUGGAGACCUAGGCCGCCCAGGACGUGGUGGCAGAGGAGGACGUGGCGGACGUGGGCGUGGUGGACGUCCAAACCGUGGCAGCAGGACUGAUAAGUCAAGUGCUUCUGCUCCUGAUGUAGAUGACCCAGAGGCAUUCCCAGCUCUGGCCUCACUGGAUGCCAUGAUAAAACACUGGUUCCUUUGUGGACCCUCCUGUUCAAAGCUUUUGCAUGCUUAAGGAUCCCAAACGACUAAGAAGUAAAAAAAAAAGACUGUCAUUCAUACCAUUCACACCUAAAGACUGACUUUUAUCUGUUUUGAAAACGAACUUCUCUAGCUACACAGAAGUAACAACUAUGUUAGUCAGUUUUGUAUUUAGAAAUGUAUUGGUAGCAGGGAUGUUUUCAUAAUUUUCAGAGAUUAUGCAUUCUUCAUGAAUACUUUUGUAUUGCUGCUUGCAAAUAUGCAUUUCCAAACUUGAAAUAUAGGUGUGAACAGUG
This is a messenger RNA of Mesocricetus auratus (golden hamster), 1510 nucleotides long. Its product is annotated as plasminogen activator inhibitor 1 RNA-binding protein-like. Bases 1 to 747 code for a protein of 248 amino acids. NCBI's taxonomy places the organism in Eukaryota, Metazoa, Chordata, Mammalia, Rodentia, Cricetidae. The transcript has a single exon. Gene Ontology annotation, cellular component: cytoplasm; nucleus. Gene Ontology annotation, molecular function: mRNA 3'-UTR binding. The record is from RefSeq and is a predicted model, not a curated record.